This is a messenger RNA of Polyodon spathula (Mississippi paddlefish), 2347 nucleotides long. Its product is annotated as putative glutathione-specific gamma-glutamylcyclotransferase 2. Lineage: Eukaryota; Metazoa; Chordata; Actinopteri; Acipenseriformes; Polyodontidae. Gene Ontology annotation, cellular component: cytoplasm. Bases 136 to 669 code for a protein of 177 amino acids. Gene Ontology annotation, molecular function: gamma-glutamylcyclotransferase activity; glutathione specific gamma-glutamylcyclotransferase activity. The transcript is spliced from 3 exons. Gene Ontology annotation, biological process: glutathione catabolic process. The record is from RefSeq and is a predicted model, not a curated record.
AAGUGCCCAUACUGUUGACGGCACCUAGUGAAAGCGACACACUGUUACUGUAUGCUCUGUCGUAAUGAGAUGCCCUUGUAAACUGACAGCACUCAGCAGUUUCGAUUAAUAACUGAUUCCUGGUUAUUUAAAGAAAUGUGGGUUUUCGGCUACGGAUCUCUUAUUUGGAAAGUCGAUUUCCCAUUCGAGGAAAAACGGGUUGGUUUCGUUACUGGUUUCAGUCGAAGAUUUUGGCAGGGAAGUACGGACCACCGCGGCGUGCCAGAAAAGCCUGGCAGAGUGGUUACACUUGUUGAAGAUCCCAAGGGAUGCGUAUGGGGAGUUGCUUACAAACUGCCUGUCGGAAAAGAGAAAGAAGUCAUGGAGUAUCUCGAUUUCCGAGAAAAGGGAGGCUAUAGGACGGCGACUGUGACGUUCUACCCAAAAGGUCCUUCAGAAGAACCUUUCUGCACUCUUCUGUAUAUCGGGACCUGUGAUAACCCCAACUAUCUUGGCCCAGCCCCGUUAGAAGUGAUUGCUGAACAGAUCUGCUAUGCAGUCGGACCAAGUGGGAGGAACACAGAGUACCUGUUUGAACUGGCAAACUCCAUUCGGAGUCUGGUGCCACAAGAUGUAGAUGAGCAUCUUUUUUCUUUGGAAAAAUUAGUCAGGGACAAAACUGGACGGUGAGUUGUCUGUGAGAAAAUCAGCUCCAGUCCAGUUAAUUUUGUGUGUGUUCUGCAGAGUAUAGUUCAGAAGAUUAGGAGAGUAUUCUUACAAAAGUCUUGCUGGGGCUUGAUUGACGAUCGUUCUAAAAUAAUGUAGUUUGCUUUUAAUGACAUUAUAUCAACAAAAAGUAAUUUCAUUAUGAUAUCUAUUCAUGUGGAAUGGAUCAAAUACAAGUUCUGGGAUGAAUGCGAAUAGAGGACUACAGGAUCUGCACUGUGCAUUUCGUUUAACACCUGUUAAGAGUCAAGUGUCCUGUGAUGGGAUAGGACUUGGUAAUUUAGGUACCAAGUUCCAAUUUCAGGGAAUUCCUAAAACAUGUUACAGUACAUCAUUGUCCAAUUGUUGGUACCGAAGUGCAACGAUAUAAAGAAAUGGUGUUCAUAUUUCUGGUUUGUCUGUACACAUUAACACCAAUGCUAUACUAAAACCCAAACCAUUUAGAAAUAAGGUAAUAUGAGCUAGAUUACUACAGUACUAUAUAUCUGUAAGUAUAACUAUACAUCUGUGUGACUCAACUCAAAUGGUUACCUUAAACAUGUAUGCUCUGUUAAGAUCGGCAUUAAUUACAAAGUAAAAACAAAUACAUCUGUUUUAGUUCAAAUCGGUUUUAUUAUCAUUAUAAAAACAGAAUCUUCAUCUCAGGAAUCCUUUUUAAUUAUAGAUUUUUCAUUGGUCAUCUCAUUGUAUAUCAUGUAUCUAUAAAACAGUGCAUUUUCUGAUAUGAGUCAUGACCAAAGUAAACUGUCCUGGUUAAUGAGAUUUGCUCUAGUGUAUAAUUACAUUAUGCAUUCUGUUCUGAAACUUUCAAAGGCUAGUCACUGAGUAUUUUACAAAAAAGUCCUUCUGAUCUUUUAUAAUAUUGUUUAUUUAUAGCAUAGUAUUUCAUAACUAUCUUUUCCUUAAAUCUAGAAAAAUCUGCAGUGAAUAUGUUUUGCCAUAGGGGGAGGAAUUUUCCAAGAUACCACCAGCUAAUGGUACUCUUCAGUGAAUGUUUUACUGUUUAACAGAUACUGUGCACUAGUUCUGAUUGUGAAGCGUCCACACUACAGUUUGACGGAACUGUACCGGUGUAGGGCCAGAAAGUGGUACAUCGUCAGAAAGUGGUACACAUGCCUGUUUAACGCUAGAAAACAGUACACUGUCUUUGCUGUGCUGCACACAUCACUAAGAACAAACUAGUUCACCCACAAAAUUGUAUAUAUUUACAUACAUUUGCUGAAAUGUGAAAAAAAUGGUAUUAAAAAUAACUUUAGGGGCAAAACUCAGUACAUUGUUCCCCGAUAAGAUGGGCGUUUCCUUGUUUUCUGAAUUAAAAUCAUUUGCACAUGCCCGGACAAGCGCAGUACAUGGUGUACCAUUUUUUAAAGCGUACCACAAAAUAACCACACCGGUAGACACUGAGAAAUGCAUUUGCAGUAUGCGGGACCUUAUCAUUUUAGCCACAUUUGAAAGUUUGAUUUUAAGACAAUGUUUUUAACAUGACAAAUCAUUAAUCACCUUUGUCACAUAAAAUUAAACCUGGUGGUGUGGGUGUUGAGCACCUGUUUAUUACACCCAAGUCACAUAUAGGAGGCAGUGUGGUCCAGUGGUUAAAGUUCAGGGCUUGUAACCAGAAGGUCACAGCUUCAAAUCCCACCUC